AGAUCGCCGCACGCGCUGAUUAGCUCCGCUGGAGUCGGUGGAGAUUCAAACGCGGCUGAGCGCGACUCGCUUGAGUUUACUGUAGUGUUUACUGGAGUUUUACCUCGCUCGUGUGUGAAUGCUGGACUCUGAGGGACAUGGAGACUUUCACCAUCAAGAGUCGCAUUAAGAGUCUCCUGCGCUCGCCGUCCAUCAAACUCAGAAAGAGAAGCGGCCGCUUCAAACACAGUCUGUCCAGCCAGGUGACUCUUGAGAAAGUUCUGGGCAUCACGACUGCAGGAAACAGUGGUUUGACAUGCGAUCCGUGUUCAGGAACCGUGGCCUAUCCGGCCGGGUGUGUCGUUGUGUUACUGAACCCAGCCAAAAACACACAACAGCAUCUCCUCAACUCAUCCAGGAAGAGCAUCAGCGCGUUGUCGUUCUCGUCAGACGGCCGGUAUCUGGUCACUGGAGAGAGCGGUCAUCUGCCGGCGGUGUGUGUGUGGGACGUGAGCGAGGGCUCGCUGGUCUCUGAGCUGCUGGAGCACAAGUAUGGCGUGUCCUGCGUGGCCUUCUCUCCCAACGGCAAAUACAUCGUGAGCGUGGGGUCACAGCACGACAUGAGCGUCAACCUGUGGGCCUGGAAGAAGAGCGCUCUUAUAGCAGUCAAUAAGGUGUCCAGUAAGGUGACGGCCGUGUCCUUCUCCGAGGACGGGAAUCAUUUCGUCACGGCGGGGAACCGACACGUCCGCUUCUGGUAUCUGGAUCCGUCUCACGCUCAUCAGCAGGUGUGUCCCGUGCCGCUGAUGGGCCGCUCGGGGCUCCUCGGGGAGCUGCAGAAUAACUUCUUCUGUGACGUGGCGUGUGGACGAGGCCUGAGGUCCGACAGCACCUUCUGUGUGACGGCGUCGGGGCUGCUGUGUGAGUUCAACGCUCAGAGGGUUCUGGACCGCUGGGUGCACCUGCAGACGGGUUCGGCGCGCUCGCUGGCGGUGACGGAGGACCUGAUCUUCUGCGGCGGUGCGAACGGGACGGUGCGUGUGUUCGGGGCGUCUGACCUGCGCUUCAUCAGCACACUGCCCCGUCCACAUCCUCUGGGCGUCCAGCUGUCCGCCGCCACACAGCCCCGGCAUCUGGUCAGCAGAACACCGGACGCCUGUUACCCGGACUCGGUGGCGGUGACCUUUGACCCCGUGACCCGCUGGCUGUCCUGUGUGUAUAAUGACCACAGUUUAUAUGUGUGGGACACGAGAGACCUGCACAAAGUGGGCAAAGUUCACUCGGCGCUUUAUCACUCGUCCUGCGUUUGGGAUCUCCAGAUGUUUCCCAGUAAGAGCGACGGGUCCAAGCCCACGUUUGGCUCGUCUGAUGCGUUCCUCUCGUGUUCGUCUGAUGGUUCUGUGCGUCUCUGGAGUUCAGACGGCGUUCACGGCCGUAACGUCCUGAGUAACGAUCUUCAUCACAUCUUCUACAUGGAGGACAGCACCGCCGCCCUGCUGGACGUGGAGGGAACUGACAUCGCUGGCUCAGAGAAAGCCGAGGGAUGGAGUGGUGAUGGCAGGAGCGGGAUCAGAACCAUCUGUGUCAGUCCGGACGGGAGACACCUAGCAUCCGGAGACAGAAAGGGCACACUCAGGAUUCAUGAUCUGACGAGUAUGAAGGAGCUGGUGAAGGCUGAGGUCCAUGACUCUGAGAUCUUAUGUCUGGAAUACUCCAAACCUCCGUCAGGUGUGAAUCUGCUGGCCACUGCGAGUCGAGAUCGUCUGAUCCAUGUGCUGGACGCUGAGGAAGACUACAGUCUGCUGCAGACUCUGGACGAGCACUCGUCCUCCAUCACGUCUGUCCGCUUCGCUGCCGGCGGUGACGGGACUCUGCGGAUCGUCAGCUGUGGAGCAGAUAAGAGUGUUUACAUCCGCACUGCUCACAGAACGGAGCGAGGAGCUGAAUUCAAGCGGACUCAUCAUGUGGUUCGGAAGGCGACUCCUAAUGACAUGGAUGUGGAUCCCAGCUGCAAGUACGCGGCCGUGGGCUGUCAGGACCGCAGCAUCCGAGUGAUCAGCAUCAGCAGCGGCAAACAGAAGAGAUCCUUCAGUGGCUCUCCGACUGAAGACGGCGGUUUGCUGAAGGUUCAGAUUGAUCCGUCGGGUCUGUUUGUGGCGUCCAGCUGCUCAGAUAAGAACAUCAAUCUGAUUGACUUCCAGACCGGAGAGAGCCUGGCCACCGUGUUCGGACACUCUGAGAACAUCACGGCUCUGAGGUUCAGCAGUGACUGCAGGCGUCUGCUCUCGUCUUCAGCUGACAGCUGUAUAUUUGUGUGGCGACUCGCUCCUGAACUCACUAUCAAUAUGAGAGAGAGACUGUCUGCGAUCAGACACCGUGACCGGACGUCCAGCUUCAGGAGCAAUCCCUUCAGACGUUCUUCUGUGCACAGAUCCACAUCCAUCAUGAGCUGGCCAUCUAAGAACGACCAGGAAGAAGAGGAAGAGGAAGAGAUGAAGACCGCUGAAGAGACGGGUGCAUCUGAUGAAACACAGCUGAAGGAGGCGUCUGUAGACUCGAGUGUGGCGUGCCGUCCUCGCAGGCGCUGGUCCAGUCGUGUGGGAUCGCUGGAGCUCAUGGUGAAGUCCAUGCUGGAGCUGCGGCAGCUCGAUUCACUCUCUGAAGCUCCAGUCCAGAGCAGAAGCAGCACUGACCGACCGCGGGACGAGGAGCGAGGCAGCACCUCCAGCCUGCAGGACUGGAGUCUCCGGCGUCCUCGUGACUCGGCCUGGCUGGUUCCCGUCGGUGCUCCAGAACCCGAGGGUGUGGUUCUGUACCCAGAUUACGGUCCCAGCUCCAGCAGCCUGCCUGGGCCGUCCUACCGGAGACAGGCUCUGUCUGAGAGCGUCGAGCACGAGGAGAGAGCAGAAGCUCAGAGUCCCAUCAGUGGAGCCUCCAUGGGCUACGGCAGCGGAGGAUCCAGUCCAGACCACCGACACCAGGAUGUGGAGGCGCUGGGCUCUGAUGAUGAAUCCUGUGACGGUAACACACGACUGAUCUGUGAAUCUGAGAGUGUUCCACAUCAGGAGGUCAGGAGACGCUCCGACAUGCUGACGGACGGCAAUCAUGCAGGGUCUCGGUUGAGCGCUGAAGGAAGCAUCUCAGCAUGUUUGCACAUCCAGAAGUCCUCUAGCAGGAUGGACUCGGUGUUUCCUCAUCAGACUCUCAGAUCCAGUGCGGCAGUGAAGCCCACGGUCAGCGGCGUCAGGCCCCUGAUGGAGGACACAGGAGAGCCCGAUCGUCCAGAGCAGAGGAGCCACCCGUACCUGAGCCGUGUCUCCUGCCCUGGACUCCUGAAAUCUGCUUCAGCACACAGUCUGAGCGCCGACCCAGGAAGGUCCCUGUCUCCGUCCCGUCUGCGGCGAGAGGCGCGUCCCGUCCUUCUGAAGCUCAGUUUGGAGAAGGUCGUCCCUCAUCCCCCGUCCUCUCCUCAUCCGUGGGACAGUCCGUCCCAGAGCCGUGUCCUGCGCUCCUACAUGAGCCCCACCACCAGCUCCAUGGCCAAAACCAGCCGCUCGGCGUCCGUCGGGGACAGUCUGCAUGUGGGCAGCUCCUGCGAGAGUCUGGCCCCUGCGUCGAGCAGCUCGUCCUUCCUCACUAACUCUCCCAAAGCGCUUCCGUUGAGAGCCGUCAGACCCCGCAUGAGUCAGCGCCAGAGCUGCCCGACCACAUCGGCUUCAUCUCAGAGCCUUCUGUCUGACCCGAGCUGCUCUUCAUCAUCCUCCUCCUCCUCCUCCAGCACAGACCCCCAGCAGACGGCUCGUCCUCGAGCGAUGGAGAAGGCUGACGCUCCUGAUGAAGAUGUUCCGGUCGGUCUGGAGAUCUGCAGACGGGCCGCAGCUGACCUGUGCAGCAGCGUGAGGACGGCGACGCGGCUCUACAGGACGCUGAUCUCCCAUGAUGCCGAGCGCAGUGUGGAGCGGCAGCAGAUGCGUCAGCUGAUGUCAGACACGCUGAUUCACGUGCGAUCGGAGCUGGAUUCAGUGUCCGGAGUCAUUCGGAUGGAGGAGGGCAAGGAGACGCUCGCCUUACUGGAGCAAUACUCACAACUGCUGCUGCGCUCGGUGGAGAGGAGACUCGUUCAGGACGAGUAGAGUGUGUGUGUGUGUGUGUGUGUGUGUGUGUUUCACGUGUGUAUAUUUGAACUUCUGAUCUCAGGUGUUUCACCCGUGUCAUUUACUCUUGUGGAUGUUAAUAGUUUUUAUUUUUACAAGAGUAUUUGUGUUCUUAAUUAUUUUUAAUGUCCGUUUUUAUUGCCAAAUAAGUUUAUAAUGUGUGUGUAAUCUGCAGUUCGUCAGUGUUUUGUCUUAUUUAAUGACACAGUAAUCAGCUAUGGAUUGUAUUUAUUCAUCAUUGUUUGUUUGACCUGAUUUUUUGCACAAUAAACUGAAAUAUGUUAUAAAUGCA
Carassius gibelio (silver crucian carp) is the source of this 4425-nucleotide messenger RNA. Its product is annotated as mitogen-activated protein kinase-binding protein 1. Lineage: Eukaryota; Metazoa; Chordata; Actinopteri; Cypriniformes; Cyprinidae. The record is from RefSeq and is a predicted model, not a curated record. Bases 138 to 4112 code for a protein of 1324 amino acids. Gene Ontology annotation, molecular function: protein binding. The transcript is spliced from 29 exons.